AUGGGCUCCGCGACCAACAACCCUGUGGACUUUGGCGGCAACUAUGCCAUCCUCAACCUGGACUGGAUGUCCCUGCUGAUCAAGGCCGUGGAAAACACCCCUGAGGGCCAGGCAAUGAUCGCGAGCUGCUCCAGAUGGAACGUGGCCGUGCACCAGAAAUCCCCUCGCCCCCUUACUGUCUUCUCCACACUCUCCUUCUCUCCAGGCCAGCCGGAGGUCCAGCCCAACUCGCCAUUUGCAGACUUGCUUCGCCCGUACGGCGAGUUUGCACAAGGUACCCCUCCUGUGGAGAUCGACGAGCGCUUCCACCUUGAUGAGAAGGAUCUGGUCCUGCACAAGACCCGGUGGUCUGCGACUUCAGGGAAUGCCCUCGAGCAAAUCCUCAAGGCGCAGGGUAUCAAGACAGUUGUCAUUUCUGGCUUGAGCCUUUCAGGGGUGGUGAUGUCGACUAUCUACCGGUUGUUUGAUCUGGACUAUGAUAUCUACGUGAUCAGAGACAAUGUGGUGGAGUUACCUCCCGCCCAGAACACGGCGUUCUCAAACGUCCUUCUCGACAUGCUACUUCCUAAGAUGGGUUUGAAAGUGAUUUCUCUGGAGGAUGCACUGGAGGCGCUGAGUCGUUCGGAAAAAAGUGCGGAGCGGACAGUCUGA
Molecule: messenger RNA, 651 nt
Organism: Aspergillus fumigatus Af293
Lineage: Eukaryota; Fungi; Ascomycota; Eurotiomycetes; Eurotiales; Aspergillaceae
Product: cysteine hydrolase family protein
Source: RefSeq, a predicted model, not a curated record